Molecule: messenger RNA, 1217 nt
Organism: Saccostrea cuccullata (small rock oyster)
Lineage: Eukaryota; Metazoa; Mollusca; Bivalvia; Ostreida; Ostreidae
Exons: 10
Coding region: 57-1070 (337 amino acids)
Source: RefSeq, a predicted model, not a curated record
UGGUGGGAAUUCUACUUUCACUUUAGUCACUGUCAAGAAAAUGUAAGAAAACCAUUAUGUCGAGCGACAAUAACGUCGAAGAAUCGACGGAAUACUCGAAGUAUGGAAUCAAGGAUGCCCCCAAGCCAGCGAUCGCCACUCCUCUGGGUCAGACCAGAACCUGCGCAGGGCUGGAUGCAAAGGAGACCAUAUUCCUGGUGGUCAGUAUUGCAAAUAUCUUGACAGCGCUGGGGCUGACUCUCUAUCGCUUCAUCACCGUCAUUGACGACGGCAAAUCAGACAGCUCUGAUUUUACAUUCGCACUGAUUCUCAUAAUAAAUGGAGUGUUCUGUAUAUUUUACGUAUUUCACGGACUGCUGCGAGAGAAGAAGUAUGAGUUAUACGUCUUGAUACUGGCUAUCCUUGUCGUACUGGUGUACUGCGUCGUGGAAUACAUCGUCAAUGUCGACGGACGGAGUACUCUCAAAUUGGUGCGGAUGAUUUUAGCCAUUGUCCUGGCUCCCCCCAACAUCGUCCUAGCCUGGUCAGUGGCCAGACACUUUGGUUAUCUAACCUUCAGAAUUGUCGGAGCAUCCGAAUACCUUCAGCAUCUAUACAAACAAGCCUCCAUUUUCUCCUCCAUGUUAAAGUUUGACAUACAAGUGACAGCAAGUUUUGUGAUUUUGGUUUUGAAAGAUGGAACAAAACUUGACGUGUUCCAGCAGGUGGCGCUGUCUGUGGGUCUGCCGUACUCCGUGUUGUGGAACAUCUUUGGUUGGUUCACUUUAAGAAGAGAAUGGAAGGCCGCUGCGUGGGUCUUUGCUUUCCUGGGUCUGGCCAAACCUACAUACUACAUCUACCAAAUCAUCCAGGAAUAUCAGAGACUGGAUGAAAAAGACACGGAUAAAGGAGAAAUCCUGGUCUACUCCACUCUAGUAGCAGGAACACUGGGUUUACUGCUGUGGAUAUUAAUUAUGAUAGAACUGAAAACUGUCUACACAAAUUUUGGGAAAGGGCUUAAAGAGAGAGCCUUUGAUGUUUUGGCGACAGAAAACACCAGCCUUAUCACAGGCAGAAGAGUACAUCGCUGACAGGCUGGACAGGGUACACCCAUAACAUGGGAAUUACAGAGCGGAUAUAGAGCAUAAUCACCAGUCGAUGCCAUAUUUUACUGUUUGUCAACAUGGCUGGUCCUUCUAAAAAAACAUUAUUUAGUCACUAUUCUUAUGCUGGGUACU